Zophobas morio is the source of this 910-nucleotide messenger RNA. RefSeq names its product antifreeze protein Maxi-like. The record is from RefSeq and is a predicted model, not a curated record. Bases 81 to 830 code for a protein of 249 amino acids. NCBI's taxonomy places the organism in Eukaryota, Metazoa, Arthropoda, Insecta, Coleoptera, Tenebrionidae. The transcript has 3 exons.
AAUCGUAGUCGUGGGAGUGCAGACAGUGUCAGCCGGACCUCAACCAAGCAAACACCUCCGAAGAUAAACACUUAUCAGCCAUGUUGCGCUUCAUCACCCUCGCUUGUUCUCUCGCUGUCGCCUUCUCCUAUCCCUCCCACGACGACUCAUCCGCCGACCACUCGCACCACUUCGGAGGCGGCGGUUCCGGCUACGGCACCUCCUACUCCCACCAUGGCCCCGCCCACGGCUACGCAUCGGCCGCCGAGCUCACCAGCCUGGCCCACAGCUCCGCCCAACAAGCCAACAGCGCCGCCCAGAGCCAACACACGGCAGGCAACCAAGCCGCUUUCGGCGUGAAAAGCUCGCUAGCACAAGCCGCCCAAGGCGCCGCCGCCACGGCGCAGGCCGCCGUCGUCGGCAAGCAAGUGUUAGUUCAGGACCUCCACCACCAGGUCCAGAACGCCCAGCAGCAACUCCAGGCCGAAAUCGCCCAGUACAACGCCGCCCAGCAAGCCGCCCACGCCGCGCAGGAGGCCAGCCAGCAAGCGCAGCAGCAGGUGAAUACCCUGAGUGCUGCGCUGGCCGCUGCGCAGGCCACCUCUGCGCACGCGUCGCAAGCGGCAGCUGGCGCGGCGGGCGCCGCUGCGUCGCAGCACGCCAUGGUCACCGACGCCAAGCAGCGCAUUGCGCAGUUGACGUCGCAGUUGGACGCCGCCGUCGCCGAUCUCCAGGAGACUGAAGGGGCGGCGCACAAGGCAGCGGCCGCUGCGCACGCAGCGCAAGCGAACGCCGCCGCCGCUGCGAACGCUGUGGCGUCGAGCGCCAAGGGGUACGGGAAGUUUCAUUAGGGUGGGGCUAAUGGAGUGGGUUCAUGUAUUUUAUAUGACUAGUAUUGUAGAAAUCUGAUUUAAAUAAAAAGUUACUUUUA